GCAGAGCUUCAAAAGAGGUGCUAAAUUCAGGCCCCCUGUGCCAGGUGACGGAGUGACGGAUUUUUGCCCUUUUUGCGCCUCCGCCUGAGUGCACCGUGACUCCUCAAAGGAAAACGCAAAUCUGUGCAAUCCGCUCGCGCAGGAUCAGGUUUCUUCUCAGAUUUUUUUUUUUUUCUUAAGUCCUAAAAGUUGCCGUGCAGCCUGAGAGCUGCGCCUGUCUUUGAUCCGCUGACCCAGAAUGGCACCGGACCGUGCGAGCGCGUUCUGCGCCUCCGUGUCACUGGCUUGCGUGAUAAUCUGCAGUAACGUGCUGAGUCCACUCGGUGCCUUUCUGUACAACAACCGCUAUGAUGGCGAUCAAGUUUUCAGGAUAACGCCGAGUAGCGAAGAGGAGGUGCGACAACUCAAGAAAAUUCUGGGACAUAUGAAGGUGGAUUUCUGGCAGCCCAACAGCGUCUCUCUGAUCUGUCAUAAUGCCACUGUGGAUGUGCACGUGAAGCGCAAUGACACGCAAGGCCUACGUACACGCUUAAAUAAGGAGCAUAUUGACUAUCGGGUGUUCAUCUCCAAUCUCCAGAAGCAAAUUGAAAAGCAGACUGGAUAUCACUCCUCUCGAAAGCGGAGGUCAGAGUCACAGUAUGACUACGAGGUUUACCACUCUCUGGAAGAGAUCCAGAGCUGGAUGUUUGAGAUGAACAGGACCCAUCAUGACCUGAUUGACAUGUUCUCUAUUGGAAAAUCAUAUGAGGGAAGAUCACUUUAUGUGCUUCAGCUAGGAACGAGGAGUCGUCCGCAGAAGAAAGCGAUGUGGGUAGAUUGUGGUGUCCACGCCAGAGAAUGGAUUGGACCUGCUUUCUGCCAGUGGUUUGUCAAAGAGGCCCUUAAUUCACAUCAGUACAACCCUGUGAUGAGACGACUGCUCAACCAGCUCAACUUCUACAUCAUGCCCAUCUUUAACGUGGACGGAUAUCAUUACAGUUGGACCACGGACCGGUUCUGGAGGAAAACACGGUCGAGAAAUCGCAAGUUCCACUGCCGAGGUGUGGAUGCUAAUCGAAACUGGAAGGUGAAGUGGUGUGACGAGGGUGCCUCCUCUCACCCCUGUGAUGACACGUAUUGCGGUCCGUUUCCCGAGUCGGAGCCUGAAGUCAAGGCUGUUGCUAAAUUCCUGCGCAAAUACAAGAAACGCAUCAGAGCAUACGUAUCCAUCCACGCAUACGCCCAGAUGCUUCUCUACCCGUAUUCCUACAAGUAUGCCACAAUCCCCAACUUCGACUGUGUGGAGUCAGCAGCUCGAAAUGCAGUGACGGCCCUGUACUCUGCCUAUGGAGUGAGGUACAGAUACGGGCCUGCCUCCACGACUUUGUAUGUUAGCUCAGGCAGCUCUAUGGACUGGGCAUACAGAAAUGGGAUCCCAUAUUCAUUUGCAUUUGAACUGAGGGAUACAGGAUACUUUGGCUUCCUUCUGCCUGAAUCCCUGAUCAAGCCAACCUGCACUGAAACCAUGAGGGCUGUGAAAGCCAUCGCAUCAGGUCUACUGAAGAAAUGUGACAGAGGAACUAUCAGAUUUCCAUAUAUAUGACUGCACUGCACAGCGUUCAUCCCUCACAGCUACUUAUCUCAGCAGUUGAUAUUCCUGCUUGAUUAAUAUUCCUCCCAGAUGUAGCCAGGACAAGAGCUGAAAAGGACAAGCAAAGCAAGACUUCUUGGAAAUAAGCUUUUAUUGUUCAGUAAGAUUGUUUUGUUUUCAAUUUUAGUAAAAUACAAAUUAACAUUUGUUUUUUUUUUUUUGUGAAAUCCACAAACUCUGAAAUAUGUUGUACACCUUGUCAGGAAGCUAAUAUAGGUCAUAGAGUGUCUUAAAAAUAGACAUUAAACUUUGUAUCUGAAAAUGCACCGCAGACAUGAAAGGAAUGCAGCCUAAAAAUGUCUUUAUUUCAGAUAUAUACCAGGUAGUCUGUUUGUCUGCCUGUUGCUUUUAAGGCAUCCAGAGGAUUGCCAUUACCAGCUAAUUAUUUAACUUUAUUCGAUGUCAUCACAUGAUAUCAUUGAUGUGAGAGGUCUGAUACGUUUGAUAAUUCAAUCUCCCAUUGCCUUGAUUGUCUUCCUGAUCCACAAAUUAGGAAAUUGGGCCAGAUUCAUCACAAUAGCAGUCUAAAGUUUGUCUCAUAGUAUUAUACACUAGGUUAUUGCCAAUUACAAGCAACAUUGAAUGUAGCCCCAUGACACGGGAGCUACUGGGUGUGCUCACAUUGGCACUGUGUGCAGUCUAUACAUUAAUGUUUGUGGUUAUAAGACUUUUCCACACAGCUAAAAUGUAUCAGUUCACAUCUGAAAACUGUCUUCUGCUGAAGAGUGCACAAUGCCUUUCAUGGGAUUGUGGAUGUAUAUUAGAUUUUCAGAUGAGCUUUAAAGAGGUCAGCAAACAGUGAGUCCUUGAAUGCACUGCCUUGCACACAAAUACAUUGACAGGCUCCGCUGCCGGUCUGACCACUUUCAUCCUGCUGCAACGAAAUCACCCACCACUCACUUCACAAAUGUAUUUUAAUUUUACUUUACAUUGCUGCCUUACAUCAAAAUAACUGAGCUGUGCAACCCACAUUCAAGCGGAACUUAUUUAUAUCAAGAGACACAGAUGAAAUAAUAACAAUUUAAUCUGUAAAAAUAAAAUGGAUGCAUGGUGUGUGCAAUCUGUUAUGGGUCAGAUCUGUAAAAACUACUCUAUACAGCAGUGCUCCAGGGUACUUUUGCGAGAGCAAUGAGCUGAGCUGUGCAACUUUACAUAGAGCAGCUGUGCGUCUUACCAUGGACCCCCUCAAUAAUAA
Thalassophryne amazonica is the source of this 2825-nucleotide messenger RNA. It is a transcript of the gene cpa6, whose product is annotated as carboxypeptidase A6. The record is from RefSeq and is a predicted model, not a curated record. Gene Ontology annotation, molecular function: metallocarboxypeptidase activity; zinc ion binding. Gene Ontology annotation, biological process: proteolysis. NCBI's taxonomy places the organism in Eukaryota, Metazoa, Chordata, Actinopteri, Batrachoidiformes, Batrachoididae. The transcript is spliced from 11 exons. The coding region runs from base 239 to 1582 and encodes 447 amino acids.